AUGAUAUUACUAGCUGGUGACCUAAACGCAAGAGUGGGCCCUAACGACAACGCCCUAUAUGCAUAUUUUCACCAAUGGCCUCCAGAAAUGGAAACUAUCCCACCCCUAAUGAGAAGAUCAUCCUACGAUAAGACAUGCAACAUUGGAGGGCUACAUUUAGCACACAUGGCCUACAGACAGAAUCUACACUUACUGAAUGGGGCUAUACAAGGAGAUUAUCCUGGUCAAUACACAUAUUGGUCAGGACACAAACUGUCAACGAUAGACUAUUGCAUUGUCUCCCAGGACCUGAUCCCUAGGAUAUCAAAAUUCACCAUUACAGCAAGAGCUGAAAGUGAUCAUCUACCUUUAUCCCUCGUGUGUAAUUUACCCUUUGAUCUGCCCAAACCACAACGCAGAUAUCAACCAGAUCUAACACCCGGAACAGGCCUCAAGAAAAUCAGAUGGAACGGACAAGUGAGUGAGCGGAUAUCUAACUGGUAUAAAACUGAGGAGAGCUACCGUCUCUCAAAAGCAAUUAUGGAAGGGUGCUUAGAAAUAGAGGAGAGCGCCCCGAACAUGAUGACAACAUAUGAAAUGCUUAUACAAAAAAUUCAAGAGUUUGUUGUAAAACCGAAUUCCAAGUCUCCCCACCGUCGGAAAACUUCCAGGGAGUGGUUCGAUCACGAGUGUAUAACCUCCAAGAAAUCAUUGAUCCACUCCUUCAUCUGCCAUAAGGAUAAUCCAACAGAGGACAACAGACAAAAGAUGCUUGAAGCCAAAAACUUCUGA
This is a messenger RNA of Podarcis lilfordi (Lilford's wall lizard), 771 nucleotides long. The record is from the annotation of a GenBank genome assembly. Lineage: Eukaryota; Metazoa; Chordata; Lepidosauria; Squamata; Lacertidae.